UUCUUUCCAUGCGCAUGGAAGCGGGGAGGCUCAGGUACUCGCGCAGAUGGCUGUGGGCUCGAUCGAGCAUUCGCAAAAAUGGCAUGGAAAUGAAGCCGAUGUGCCACGAGCACGUCGAGAAUUUCAGCAUGGAGCCACACAAAGAAAAUUUGCCAUCCAGCGAUCUGAGCAGUGACAGAGUAGCAGCCGAUCGAGAGUCAACGCCAUGGAAGAAGGAACUUUGGUUCUGUGGAGCAUCCCGAGAAAGGACUCUGAUGUCGAAAGCAUAAGACGAUAGAGCGCAAGUCAUCGGCAUUGUGAAUGCAGCCCGGGCGAUGUGGUAUUUCUGUUCGUAGGCCGGAUCCAUCGCUGCUCGAAAAACAUAGGCACUGUGCCUCGACGUCGGUAGAUCGACCGCCUACGAGAUCGACGAGCACUCGAGGAUUUGUGCUCGAAUCGGCGGUUGCUGCUGCUGCUGGGAGGGAGCCGAGCUUCUAUCCACGAUGGAACCUCCACCCGAGGCCGACCCGAUGGCAGAACAAACGAGGCAAUUUGAUAGAUUGGGCGAGUACGUGUACGAGCUCCAGCACGAGGAUGACCCGGAGGCCGUGAUCGUGUUCUUCCACGGCCUUUUGAUUCAGGAGACGGACACGGGCCACGCUUUCUGGAGCACGUGGACGAAGCGAAAUAAACCUCUCGAAUGCUGGCCCGUGACGAUGCUUCCGGAAUUUUUGCAAAGGAGGGCGAAUCGUCCUCCUCGCCCUUUCAGAAUUCGUGUGCUCGCGGUCUCGUACGAGGGACGGACGAGCGUGCAUCCAGACAUCGGGACGGUCGGGACCGACAAGUACCUU
Messenger RNA from Marchantia polymorpha subsp. ruderalis, 830 nucleotides. Lineage: Eukaryota; Viridiplantae; Streptophyta; Marchantiopsida; Marchantiales; Marchantiaceae. The record is from the annotation of a GenBank genome assembly.